AUGGGAAAUACACCGUCUCAGACGGAAGACUCGGAUUUAGUUUCGGGGGAGGAAGAAGACCAGGAAAUGUCUGCCCGAUGCGCAAGAAUACCGUUGGAAGACAGCAACCAAACGCCAAAGAUAAAUGGAGCAAACCAAGGGAUAGCGAGUCGAGUAGAAAAUGCAGUGGGUCCACACAAACAGUUCGACGGCUCUGCGGCAACAAUACACAAAAACAGACCAAGGGUCAGACAACAUUCGGAUGUCACCGAUUUUAUGCAAAUUUAUUAUGGGGGUUUCGGUACCAGAGAGGAAGACAUACCCAAUCAUAAUCGUUACCGACCGUUUCAAAAAAUUAUGCAAAUUCUAAGUAGUAUGGAGAAAGAGCAGCGACUGAGUGACGAGGACGAAGGAUUUGCAGAACCUAUUCCUAGCCAGCCAAUCGGAGACAACGCAGAGGAAUCCGGUGAAUGUUCCGUCAGGCAAGUGAUUGAAGAAGUCAUAAGGCCUACUAAUUCAAGGAUUUAUCAUGCCAGUAGGUUUCGGAUAAAGAAAAUAAAGUUGCGUGAAGGUAAUGAUAUGAGAAAAAUUCUAAUCGCAAGCCGCAGAAUGGAGAUUCCGGAAAAACCUAACUUGCGGCUGGAAAAGAACUACCUAGUUCAAUCUAGAACUGGCGAGAUAAGAGGCUAUUCCUUGAGCAUACAACGCCCAGUAGAAUCCAAGGUCAUGAUGCGGAGACCAGAAAUGAAAGAUGUGUGUGAGCAAACAAACUUCAUUAGACCGCGUGGUGCACGGCGAAAUCUGAGAUCUUUUGAAGCAUCUGAUGAGUACACAAGCGAGGAAAGCGGAUACUGA
Opisthorchis viverrini is the source of this 834-nucleotide messenger RNA. RefSeq lists its product as hypothetical. The record is from RefSeq and is a predicted model, not a curated record. NCBI's taxonomy places the organism in Eukaryota, Metazoa, Platyhelminthes, Trematoda, Opisthorchiida, Opisthorchiidae. The transcript has a single exon. Bases 1 to 834 code for a protein of 277 amino acids.